AGGUUCAUGUCAUAGAAAAUGGUGGAUUCUGAUAGUCUAUAGAGUUAACAUUCGGAUUGGGGACCGUCAACAUGAAGACAGUUCUAAUGGUUGCAGAAAAGCCUUCCCUGGCGGCAUCCAUUGCUAAAAUACUCUCUGGAGGCAGUUCAACUUCUAGAAAAGGCAGGUCCAAUCCAGUUCACGAGUACGAUACAACUUUUAGGGGAGAAAAGGUUAACAUGAAGAUGACAUCAGUCUGUGGUCACGUGAUGUCACUCGACUUCAAUUCUAAAUACAACAAUUGGGAUGCAGUUGAUCCACUCGAACUGUUCACCGCCACGACAGUCCAAAAAGAAUCAAUGCCCAAGCUUAACAUAGUACAGCACCUCCAGUCAGAAGGGAAAACUAUAUCUUACCUCGUACUCUGGCUGGACUGUGAUCGUGAGGGUGAAAAUAUCUGUUUUGAGGUUAUUGACGCGAUCAAAGAAGUCAACAGGUUGCGAGAUGAUCAGAUAUUCAGGGCCAAGUUUUCUGCUAUCACUGACGUAGAUAUCAAAAAAGCGUUCAACACGUUAGGAAAGCCCAACGAGAAUGAGUCCCUGGCUGUAGAUGCUCGACAAAACCUGGACUUGAGAUUAGGAUGUGCGUUUACUCGCUUUCAAACCAAGUAUUUUCAAGGAAAGUACGGAGAUUUGGAUAGUACCUUGAUAUCAUACGGACCUUGCCAGACUCCGACCCUUGGAUUCUGUGUUGAACGGCACGAUAUAAUCCAGACCUUCACUCCUGAGCCCUACUGGGUUAUAGAGAUCUGUAUCUCCGCAGAGAACUUUGAAGUUCCCCUGACCUACUCCCGAGGUAGAAUAUUUGAUCAGCAAUGUGGGCAUAUCCUGCUGCUCCUCCUCAAACAGCACAACGAGGCCGUGGUACAAAGUGUGAAGUACAGCACCCAGAAAAAACAGAGACCGCAAGCAAUGAACACGGUUGAGAUGCUAAGAUUCGCUUCCUCAGGUCUGGGGAUGGGACCGCAGCAGACUAUGCAGGUUGCAGAGAGACUCUACAUCUCCGGCUACAUCAGCUAUCCCCGAACUGAAACUAACUCCUAUCCUCCUAACUUUGAUUUAAUGGGCACCCUAGCUACUCAGAAGAGUAACUCCCAUUGGGGUGACUUUGUCCGAAGGCUCAUCUCCACUGGUAUCACAUCUCCUAGGAAAGGCUCUGACCACGGUGAUCAUCCUCCAAUAACCCCGAUGAGAGCCGCCUCUGAAGCAGAACUUGGAUCAGAUGGUUGGAGGAUCUUCUCCCUGGUCUGCCAGAACUUCAUAGCAUCACUCAGUCCGGACUGUACUUACGAGAAAGUAGAUAUUACGUUUAUGAUAGGAGAUGAGGAGUUUACCUGUACAGGUUCUAAAGUGCUAGAUCCGGGGUUUACAGCCGUACAACACUGGCAGAAGAUGGAGGACAGUCUCCCUCCGGUACAGUUUGUGAAAGGAGCCAGGUAUCGGACCAAGGAGCCACGGUUAACUCAGAAAGCUACAACCCCCCCAGGCUAUCUGACUGAGUCUGAACUGAUCACUCUGAUGGAGAAACAUGGUAUUGGAACUGAUGCUAGUAUUCCAGUUCACAUCAAUAAUAUAUGUGUAAGGAACUUUGUAACGAUAGCAUCAGGACGCCGGCUGAUUCCAAACACACUAGGUAUCUUGCUGGUGCACGGCUAUCAGCGCAUUGACCCUGACCUUGUUAAACCUUCUAUGAGAUCUGAGAUUGAGAAACAAUUCGAUCUGAUAGCUGAUGGUAAAGCUAACUUUGACAUAGUGUUAGCUCACGCUGUGUCGACAUUUCAAGCAAAGUACAAAUACUUUGUGGAGAACACCGAGUAUAUGGACCAGCUAUUUGAACUGAGUUUUACAAAACUUUCUGAAACUGGAAAAUCGCUGAGCAAGUGUGGUCUCUGUACUCGCUACAUGAAACUUAUCAGUCAGAAGCCUAUGAGGCUGCACUGCAAGAACUGCGAGGCAACCUACAAGUUACCCCAAGGAGGCAGCAUCAAGUUGUACCAAGGUAACGUUUGUCCACUGGACCAGUUCGAGCUGGUGGUGUACAACGCUGGAGGUAAAUCCUUCAUCUUGUGUCCGUAUUGUUACAAUUUCCCUGAGAUUGAGGAUAUGGGUAAUAACUCUGGGUGUAACAAGUGUCCGCACCCCACGUGCCUUAAUGCUGCUCCACAGACCUCUGUAACAUCAUGUCAGACUUGUGAUGAGGGAGAUCUGGUUCUGGAUCCUAACUCAGGUCCAGCGUGGCGUAUGAGUUGUAACGAGUUGAAAUGUACGUGUGUAGUUAAAAUAUUCACAGGAGCUGUUCGUGUAGCGGUAUCUCCGGACAAUGAUUGCGAUACUUGCGGUACUUCCAUCCUUACUGUCGAGUUCAACCCAGAGAAAACACCAUUCAAGGAGGGAGUCUCUAAAAUAAUGGGGUGUGUAAUUUGUCACGUAGAACUGUCCCCACUGGUUGAACUGUCCAGACAACAGUUUAAACGGAGGAGAAGAGGGCGUGGUCGAGGAGGAAAGGGGCGUGGUCGGGGAGGGAGGAAACCUAGGACUAAGGAUGAGGCACUGGAUCAAUAUUUCGUCUGAGGAGGAAUGUAAUGUGAAGUCGACAUUUUUGAGUUUUGCGGUUGUAGUUGUGCUGAUCACGGGUGAAGACUAAAGACACUUACGAAAUAAAUUAUUUUUGAAAGCUUUUUAACUUAAACCUUGA
Molecule: messenger RNA, 2733 nt
Organism: Bolinopsis microptera
Lineage: Eukaryota; Metazoa; Ctenophora; Tentaculata; Lobata; Bolinopsidae
Product: DNA topoisomerase 3-beta-1-like
Biological process (GO): DNA topological change
Cellular component (GO): nucleus
Molecular function (GO): DNA topoisomerase type I (single strand cut, ATP-independent) activity; DNA binding
Source: RefSeq, a predicted model, not a curated record